Messenger RNA from Solea senegalensis (Senegalese sole), 2904 nucleotides. RefSeq names its product transcription factor 24-like. The transcript has 3 exons. The record is from RefSeq and is a predicted model, not a curated record. Gene Ontology annotation, biological process: developmental process; regulation of transcription by RNA polymerase II. The coding region runs from base 1889 to 2443 and encodes 184 amino acids. Gene Ontology annotation, molecular function: protein dimerization activity; RNA polymerase II transcription regulatory region sequence-specific DNA binding; DNA-binding transcription factor activity, RNA polymerase II-specific. Lineage: Eukaryota; Metazoa; Chordata; Actinopteri; Pleuronectiformes; Soleidae.
UAUAUAUACAUAUAUAUGUAUAUAUAUAUAUACAUAAAGCUAAAAAUAAAGCUAAAAUAUUAUGGAUUCCUAUACAGUAAAUGGACUUCACAUGGAUGUGACUGUGGGUCUGAAGGGUUUGAUGAGUUCUCCACACACACUGCCAGGAUCUUUAUUUUCACGUCUUGGACACAAACACUGCUGAUCUGUAUAAAUUAUAUUCACUUCAUAUGAAGCUGUGUGAUAAAUCUCAUUUAGCUCUUUAAAAUCAAACAUUAUUAUCCUCUUUCAUAGUUAUUGUCAUUCUUGUUUCCUAAAAUGACUGAUAAAUUGCAAAUGAAUAUAGUAUAAAUGUUUGAAUUUUCUUAAAUUAUUGUAAAACAUGUGAAACACUUUCACAGCUGCUUCAUUUCUUGUGAUAUUUGUGUGUAUAAAGUGUGCGUCUUCAGCAUAUGACUGAUCCACAAGACUGAGAGUGGAUUUGGUGCAUUUGUAUUCAAAAUUGUAACAUUAAUGAGAAAUACUUAGAUUCUUGUGACACAUACUAGAGUUACAAUGGAUUCUCCCAAAGAAUAUUCAAACAAUAUUAUGCUCUUUCCGAUAGUCAUACUUGUUCGACUGAUAAAUUGCAAAUUAAUAUAAAGUAUAAAUGUUUGAAUUUUGCUGUGAAUGUAAAUCAACAAGUCUGGAAUUAUUGUAAAAAAUAUGAAACACUUUCACAGCCGGUUUAUUUCUUGUGGAUAAAGUGUGUGUAUGUAAGCUGUGGUGCAUGUCAGCAAAUGACUGAUCCAUGAGAUUGAGAGUGGCACAAUGACUGAAUGAUCACUUUCUCCAAAGUUAUCCAAAGCAAAUUCAGUUCAUCUUUCACAGUAAACGGCUGCACUUAUGAUCACUGCUGUUUCUAAAUGUUUGGAUUCAAGUUGAGGAGGCACGUGGGUGUGUGUGACUCCAGAAAAGAUGCAUCAGGGUACUUAAGAGGAGCAAGCUUACUUAACCUCCUUUUACUUCACCUCAUAAUUAGUGGCUGCGAGCAAAAACCCGGUGCUCCGUCCUUACAAAAACAAUGUUUAUUAAGAACAGUCAUGAGGAUAUACAUAUUAUGAAUAAUUCCUUUCAUUAAUUUGCCGACAUCUCCUGUUUGGAGACUUGAAAAUCAGAGUGAUUAAUUUAUGAGUCUCUCAAGAAUUUCCUCAGUUGCCUGCCUGUUGAUUGCAGAGCUGGAGUUUAUUUAUUAGUCGCUCCAAUGAGCUCGCGAUUCAACAGACGCUGGCAAUUAGUCCCGUGUUUUGCAUAUCGCCUUACACUUGUCAGCGUGGCUUUACGCGCGGCUGCAAAUGGCGUUUUGAUAGACCGCUGCCUUUAUUCUUGACCAUGACGAGCACGUUUUUGAGGUGAUUUUGACUCAAUUUUCUUCCCCGUUGCUACUUUAUGAUAGGCUUACAAAAAUACAGUGUCAGGUUCGUAGCCAAUUAGAGUGUGGAUGUGACCCAGCGCGUAUCAAGGAAAGGAGAGUUGUGCCUCUGGCGUUGAAAACGACCCUCACACUGAAAUAAGUCAGGAAAGGGAAAAGAGCGGUGUUCACCACUGACUGUGUGUGUGUGUGUGUGUGUGUGUGAGGAAGUGUCGCUGCACGGCGAGUGAUUAAUUACGUCGCAGUGAAAUACAUGUGUACCCAAUAAAUUAAGAGCUCUUGAGACUUUUACGCACACAGGUGAAGCGUUGGAUGCGCGUAAAGGGAACUGCUGCGCACCUUUCCUGCAGACCUCUUUAUAAGGAUAACGCGUACGUCGACUGGGAGACAGUGUCCCACAUUGAGGAGGACAUUCUCAGCGCUGUGACGCUUUCUCCGGAUCGCCUUCAUGUCGUUUCUCGCCUCUGAGAAGCAGCAAAGGUCUGUGAUUAUAUACUGAUGGUUGGAAGACAGACGCUGCGAAUGGACGGCGGCUCUUGUUCUGGGACGGUGGCGGACGACAGUCCCGCGUCCAGCCCCAGCUCCAGCCCAAGCCCGGACGGCCGUCGGCGGGAGCUGCAGCGGGCCCGGCUGCUGCAGAGCGCCGGGCUCGGCGGAAGAGGACGCCCGGCGGCGGCGAACGCGGCGCGGGAGCGGAGCCGCGUGCAGACGCUGCGCACCGCCUUCCUGGAGCUACAGAGGACUUUGCCGUCGGUGCCGCCGGACACCAAGCUGUCCAAACUCGACGUGUUGAUACUGGCCACCACUUACAUUGCCCAUUUGACUCGAACACUGCAGGAGGAAGGCGCGGAGGAGGGAGAGAGCACAAAACAAACAGAGGCGUUAAACUCACUCAAAGGUGACGGAUACCUGCACCCAGUCAAGAAAUGGCCAAUGCGGUCCAGGCUGUACGUGGGCGCGUCCGGACAGUUCUUGAACACCUCGAACGCUUCAGAGUCUGAGAACCAAGGCCCGUCCUCGUCCAAGUCCUCGUCCAAGUCCUCGUCCCAGUAACAAGGAUUCACUCAUUUGUAGGGGAAGAAAAAUCAUCAUCACUUCAUCAUCACAUCUGUGCAUGAGUUCAUGCUCCUUUGACUGUUGUUUACGCAGCAGAAGGUUGUCUUACACCUGUACAGAACCUCUGCCGUUAUAUAGGGACACAUUGUAAAUUAAUAUAUUAAUUUUAAUGUACAAAGUUGUUGGCUCUUGUGUGUUGUUGGUGUGCAGCAGCAGCAGCUCCGUACAUGUUAUAAGUUUAAGUGUAGAAAUUCCACGGGGCUAACGAGUCCGUCAUGCUUGAGGUGCCGCACUUUGAGUUGAAACAUUUGCACUAAAUGCAUGUGUGAAUACGUGAACAUCCGUCAUGUGAAGUGUUCUGUCAGGGAGAGUCUACAAUGGGAGACUCUUCAUCUCACGUUCCUCCGUAUUUUCUUUUUUUUUCAUGCAUGGCUGUAAAUGUGUUUGUGAAUAAAUGA